UAAGUUUGAGCUCAGUGUUAGCUGAGCUGACGGGCAAUAACGAUCGAAGUGCUUGGUGUUCGUGAUAAAGACGUGAAAAUCGAUUGAACAAAAAGUCAAUUCCAAGUAUAUAUACACACUUGGAAAGAUUGGCAAAAUGAUAAAUUCCGAUACUGAAACAUCGAGUCAUAAAGUUGUGAUAUCAGGAAUUUCCGGACGAUUUCCAAAUGCUGAUAAUGUGUCCGAACUCGAAGAAAAAUUACUAAACAAAGUUGAUUGUACCGCCGAAAAACACGGUCGAUGGAAUAUAGAUAAUCCAAAAGUUCCGCAGCGAAUCGGAAAAUGCAACAAUAUUCAAAAAUUUGAUCGCGUAUUCUUUGGACUUCAUGCUAAAUUGACCAACAGUACCGAUCCUCUUUCAAGAGUGUUGUUGGAGCACAGUUUUGAAGCUAUCCUUGAUGCUGGUAUUAAUCCACGUACUUUAAAAGGCAAAAAUGUAGCCGUUUUUGUAGCGACAAGUGGAACGGAAUCAUUAAAAGCAUUUUUUUGUCCAAAAAUAAAGGUUGACGGAUUCGGUAUCAUGGGUUCUAGCAAGGCAAUGACUGCCAAUCGCAUUUCAUUCUUUUUGGGUUUGACCGGACCAAGUGUUCACGUAGAUAGCGGAUGCACGGGCUCUGCUACUGCUUUGGAGCUUGCGUAUCACGAAAUAAAAACAGGUCGUUGCGAAUCAGCUAUCGUGGCAGGUGCCAUGCUCAACCUUUACCCACAUUUGUCACACCAGCUGAAUGCCUUAGGUGUUUUAUCUGCGGAUGGGCAAACUCGUUCUUUCGACAAUGCUGCCAAUGGUUACGCUCGCAGUGAUUCGGUAGCAGUGUUAUUUUUGCAGCGUGACACCGACGCUAACCGCAUUUACAUGGAGGUCCUGAAUGCUAGAACCACCCAUGCGGAUGGUCCCGAUAAACCGUGCAUGAUGUAUCCAAGUGCGGAGUCUCAGAUCACUCUAAUGAAGCAAAUGCUUAACGAAUGUAAACUGUUGCCGGAUGACAUCUCUUUCUUGGAAGCUAGUGGCGUUGCAAUUAAAACCGUAGAUGCUAAUGAAUUGGAGGCCAUUAAUCAAGUGUAUGGCGAUCGAGAAAAACCUUUGCCCGUUGGUGCAGUCAAGUCGAAUUUGGGAAAUGCAGUUGCCGUCAAUACUAUAAAUUCUAUAAUUAAGGUAAUCAUAGCAUCAGAAAGUGGAAAAGUUCCACCGACUAUAAAUCAUCGAAAACUGAAUUCAAAGGCUAUUUUUUCAAAAGAAUGUAAGCUUUACAUUCCUAUGGAAGUGUUCCCUUGGACUGGUAAAUAUUCAUCGAUAAAUACAACUUCAUACUGUGGAGUUUUCGCAAAUAUUCUUCUAAAAGUGCCUGAUCUUAAAAAUAACCAUCAAGUAGAUAAUAGUGAUAACUUGCCUAGACUUGUUACAGUUUCUGGACGUACUGAAGAAGCUGUUUUAACAAUUUUAGAUUAUGUUCAAAACAACUCUGCAAAUCAUGACUUUAUUCAAUUAAUCUACAAUAUAUUUGAAUCUAAUGUCAAUAACCAUUUAUUUCGUGGCUAUACCGUAACUUCUGACAAAAAUACGCCUUCUUCUUCGAAGCACAAAAUCAUGUUUGAUUCUGGCAAAAAGAGAGAUGUGUGGUGGAUAUUUUCUGGGAUGGGAUCACAAUGGGUGACUAUGGGUAAAGAAUUAUUGAAACUAUCAGUUUUCGAGGAAGCUAUAAAAAAGUGCGAUGCGGUUUUAAAACCAAAAGGUUAUGAUAUUUUUAAAAUUAUAACUGAUAACGAUCCCGAGAUGUUUUCCAAUGUUAUACACUCUUUUAUUGGAAUUGCCACUAUUCAAGUUGGUUUAGUAGACGUCCUGAAGUCAGUUGGUCUCAACCCAGACUAUUUGAUUGGUCAUUCCGUAGGUGAACUUGGAUGUGCAUAUGCAGAUGGUUGUUUCACCGCUGAACAAAUGGUCUUGGCUGCUUUAUCCCGUGGUUUAGCUUCAGUUGAGACAGAAUUAAUUCAUGGAUCGAUGGCCGCGGUUGGUCUAGGAUACGAAGACGUUGCUCCUCUUUGCCCAUCUGACAUCGACGUUGCUUGUCAUAAUAGCGCUAUUAGUGCUACCAUUAGUGGGCCAGCAGAAUCAAUGAAAAAAUUUGUUGGCGAUUUGAAAGGCAAAAGUAUAUUUGCCAAAGAAGUGCCGUGCAGUAAUAUCGCUUACCACAGUCGUUACAUAGCUAAUGCUGCUCCAAAACUUCUCGAAUAUUUAAAACAAGUCAUCCCAGAUCCUAAAGUCCGUAGUUCAAAGUGGCUAAGUACUUCAGUGCCUAUGGAUCAGUGGACUACUGAUAGCGCACGGUUUUGUUCUGCUGAGUAUCAUACAAAUAACCUUUUGAAUCCAGUAUUAUUUGAAGAAAUAUUGCGAAAAAUUCCAGAAAAUGCGAUUUGCGUAGAAAUUUCACCUCAUGGGUUACUGCAACCUAUUCUAAAAAAAUCUUUGCUUGAUAGUUGUAUAAAUAUUGCACUUACGAAAAGAUUUCACCCAAACAAUUUAGAGCAUUUAUUAGAAGCUCUAGGUGAAAUGUACAAUGCUGGUCUACAGCCAAAAAUAUCUCAACUUUAUCCGCCUGCUCAAUUUCCAGUCCGUAGAGGAACGCCUUCAAUAUCUUCUCUUAUACGAUGGGACCACAGUGAAGACAGGUUCUUGCAUAAGUAUGAACAUAUUACAGAAAUAACGGAAAGUGAAAGAACAUAUGAAAUACAUAUUAACGAAGAAGAAAAUGAAUAUCUUCAAGGAUAUGUAAUAAAUGGGAAGUUUUUCAUUCCCAUGGCAUUAUAUUUAACUAAAGCGUGGGAAAUUUGGAAAUCCUUCAAGACGAAUAAUUUUUCUAGUGUGAUAUUUGAGGAUAUAAAAAUUUAUAAACAAUUAAUUAACCUUCCAGAGAAUCACAUAGUAAAUUUUUCAGUUACAGUAUUUAAAGGUACCAGUAAAUUUGAAGUAACUGAAUCUGAAAUUAUUAUAUCAUCAGGUGUAAUAAAAGGGACAAAGUCACCCGAUAUAGAGCGUAUUAUAUCCUAUCAAUUGGGUAUCGAUAAACAGAAGUGUGAAUUUAACCAAGAGGACUUUUACAUGGAAAUGCAAAUUCGUGGAUAUCAAUAUUCCGAAAAAUUCAGAAAUGUUUUAAGAGCUUCAAUCGAUGGCUCUCUAGGGGUGGUCAAGUGGGAAGAUAAUUGGACGACAUUUAUUGAUGGGGUUUUACAGUUGUAUGCCUUUGGAAAUUACACUCGCAAUGUAGAAGCGCCUAUAUUGAUAAGAAAAAUAGUUUUUGAUUUUAAUAAACAUGAAACAAUGAUGAAAAAAUCAAAAGAGGUGUGGAUUGUCAUAGAUAGGAGUAUCGCUUGCUUGUCAACAGGAGGUUUAGAAAUACAAGGACUACAGCUGGAAGCAUUACCCAAAAAUUUGAAACAUAAAGUUUUGACCAGUGAUAAUAUGAAAAUUAUUCCCAAUUUUUGUAAAUUUAAUUCCUCUGCUGCUUGCAGUUUGCGUUCAAUAUUACAAUUAGUUCUCGAAAACACAUUCUCAACGAAAAUGCCAAUGCUUAAUUUUGCUGUAAAUAACGACUCAAUCAACAUUGGUGGUUUAAGAGAAAUUAUAAUGAAUGAUAUUCCUGAAUCAGAAUUAUUCGAGGUUGACGUUAUUUCAUACAAAGCGUCAGAAUUCAACGCAACUCUAACAAUCUUAUUGGAAGAUUUCAGAAACUAUAAUCCAGAAGAAAUAAUGAAAAAAUUAGGAAAACUAGAUUUUAUGGCGACAUUUAUUAGUGAGGAUAAAGCAAUUGCUUGUAUUGACUUAGCGGAAUCAGUUGGACUUGCGCCUGUUUUAACGAGAAAAUCAGAGGAUAGAAGUUUUAUUCUGUUUCGUAGAAAACAAAACUUAGGACCAAUCAAAUUUUUGUACAUUUCAAAAAAUAAUAUAGAAACAAUACUAAAUAGUUUGAAGUUCAUGAAGUUUUCAUCAUCGAGUGAAAGAUUAUUAAUCAUAAUAAAAUUACAGGAUGUUACUAACUUAACAGAAUUAGUAACUUUGAUUAAACGUCAUAUUUCGUUAAAUUGCGUUCGUAUUUAUUGUAUAGAAGAUAUUUUUUCAUUCGAAGAUAAAUGUAAAAAUAAUUCAUUCUAUGAAAAGCAAAUAGAACUAGAUUUAUUUACCAACAUUUUGACAACAGAAAAUGUUUGGGCAACUUUACGACCCACAGCAGUUGUACAAAAAUUGAGAAUGGUUAAUAAUUGGACAGCAAAUCGAUGUAAUAAUGUUAUAACGUGGACGGAAGGACCAAUAAUAAAAAAUAAUGAUAGUGUUAUCAGAGUCGAAUAUUCAACGUUGAACUACGAGGAUACGCUUAUCGCUAAUGAAAAAUUUUACUCAAGUACUUCUGAAACUGAGGGGACGACCAGAAUGCUGGAAAUGCGUUUGGGAAUAGAAUUUGCAGGUACGGACUCUAAGGGAAAUAGAGUUAUGGGCAUAACGUAUGGUAAUUCCAUGUCUAAUUCAGUCAUUGCUGACCCUGCAUUUACCUGGACAAUUCCAGACUAUUGGAGCUUUGAAGAAGCAGUUACUAUUCCAUUUUCUUACAUCAUAGCAUACGCAGUUUUAAAAAUGAAAGCUGAUGUAAAGAAAGGCGAAAAAAUAUUCAUUGAUAAUCCCUGUAACGGAUUUGGACUAGCAAUUAUACAUUUAGCCUUACAGCAAAGUUGCGAAAUUUUUUUAACGUAUAAAACACAAAGUGAAAAAGAAUUAUUACAAUCAACAUAUCCAAAAAUAUCUCCAGAUCAUUUUUUUAACUCAUCGAUUAAUAAUCUGAGGGAUGAUAUAUUCUCAAAGACAAAAGGACUGGGAAUGGAUGUUGUUAUUUGUAAUACUAGUUCUGUUAAUAUGUUACGAGUACUUUUAACCCUUAUAUCACGAACUCAAUCUCGUGUUAUUAUGAUAAGUGAUUUGUCUGACAAUGAAAUACACGAGCACAUAGGAAUGCAUGCCUUUUUAUCAUCAGUUAAGUUUAGUACUAUUGUGCCUAAAAGAUUAAUAUCUUCAAGUUUGAAUAUAAAGAUAGCAUUAGCAACGAUGCUACAGCAAGGCAUAUGUGAAGGUUUUGUACAGCCGUUAACAAAAAUUUCUUACGAUAGGAGUUCUUUGACCGAUGCCUAUAAUAUUUGUCUCAAAGGAAAUUAUAUAGGGAAGAUUGUUGUUAAAGUUCAGCCAGAAAAGUCAGAUCAGAAUUUAGCUCUAGCGAUGCCACGAUUUUAUUGUAUGGAAGAAAAAACUUACCUCAUUAUCGAAGGCUUUACUCCUUUUGGUUUAGAAUUGAUUGAUUGGUUGAUUGCUAGAGGUGCUAAACAAUUAAUUAUCGCCUCCACAUUUAAUCGUCAAAUCAGUUAUGUGAAGCGAAGACUAAACUGUUGGCGCGAGAAUGGAGUGCAAAUAAUUCUCAGAGAUGAGUUAAGCUUAUCACAAAGAAAUAUAAAGAAUUUACUUGAAGUUGCCUUAACUUUAGGGCCUAUCGAUGCUAUUUUUGACUUGCAACGUAUUCAAUCGUCGUUAAAAAUUAAUGAAAUUGAUUUUGCAACGAAAAUUCUAGAUGAAGAGUCCAGACGAAUAUGCUGCGAACUUAGAUUAUUUCUGGUUUGCUCCGUAGAUAUUGGCACAGACAUGUCAAUAUCGAUAAAUAAAUUAGAAAAUGCUUGCAAUACCCAAACGUUACAUAAUUCAGUCGAAGAACUAUUGAAAAAAAGAAGAAUAGACAGUUUACACGGAUUGCAUGUUAAAUUCCAAUGCCUUAGUACGCAAAAAGAUUGCAGUGAUUUAAGUGUAAAAAGUAUAAAUUUAUGUUUAAUAAAAAACUGUUUGAAAAAGUUCGAUGAUAUUUUAGGAGUCGAAGAUAUUGUUGUGGAAACCAAACGCAUUCUUCCAUAUCAUGAUAUGGUAACUGCAAAUCACAGUCAAACUGCACCUGAGGCGAAACAAGAGGAAUCUGCAAUUUUUGCAAAAAGCCUCUAUCAAAAACCCAGCACAUGGAUUGAUGGCAUUUCUCUUUUAUAAUUGGAAGUCUCACUUCGAAAGAGUUAUUAGGGUAGUCCACUAGCUUUGGCCGUCGAUUAUUGUUUUGUUAAGUAUAAACUAGUUUAACUCUGUGUAGCUGGCUAUAUGUAUAAGAAAGAAACUAUAGAACACAAUGCUAUAAAUAAAAAAUAAAGUGGA
This is a messenger RNA of Nasonia vitripennis (jewel wasp), 6259 nucleotides long. Its product is annotated as fatty acid synthase. The record is from RefSeq and is a predicted model, not a curated record. The coding region runs from base 137 to 6100 and encodes 1987 amino acids. Lineage: Eukaryota; Metazoa; Arthropoda; Insecta; Hymenoptera; Pteromalidae. Gene Ontology annotation, molecular function: oxidoreductase activity; fatty acid synthase activity. The transcript has 14 exons. Gene Ontology annotation, biological process: fatty acid biosynthetic process.